GGUCCCAUUCCAAAUGAAUUUGGGAAAGCGAUGAACUCUCUUGAAUAUCUUUUUCUCUCGAAUAACAAACUACAAGGCAAGAUUCCUUCUUUCUUUGGGAGCAUGUGCAGAUUACAGAGAUUAGACCUUUCAAAUAAUAAGUUGAAUGGCAAAUUCCCGAGCUUCAUUCGAAAUUCUUCAUGGUGCAGCAGACACAUAUUUCGGCAAUUGAGCUUAUCUUAUAACCAAAUUACUGGCAAGAUACCCAAGAGCAUCAAACUGCUAUCUGAAUUGGAGAUUUUAUCUUUGGAGGGGAAUUCUUUAGAGGGUGAUGUCAAUGAAACUCAUCUUUCUUCUUUUCCCAAAUUAUAUUACUUAUUCUUGUCACAUAACUCAUUGUCUCUAAAAUUUCUCUCUAAUUGGGUUCCUCCGUUUCAAUUAAUUUAUUUGGGUAUAGCAUCUUGCAAGCUAGGUCCGAGUUUUCCUAGUUGGCUUCAGACUCAAAAUUCCUUAAUCGAACUAGAUAUAUCUGAUAAUGGACUAAAUGAUUUUGUGCCAGAAUGGUUUUGGAACAAGUUGCAAAUUAUGUACGAGUUGAAUAUGUCUCAAAAUAAUCUCAUUGGUUCAGUUCCUGACAUGAAAUUGCAGCUUCCUUUAAGACCAUCUAUAAAUUUAAAUUCAAAUAAUUUUGAGGGAAAAGCGUCAUUGUUUAUGCUACAAGCUUCCGAGCUGUUACUCUCUGCAAAUAAGUUUUCAGAUUUCUCAUGUGGAAACAUCAAAGCUUCAAACUUGGCCACUUUAGAUUUAUCAGAUAAUCAAAUAAAGGGGCAACUUCCAGAUUGUUGGAAAUCUUUGGACCAAUUAUUGUUUCUUGAUUUAAGCAACAAUGAAUUGUCAGGAAGGAUUCCUAUCUCCAUGGGCUCCCUUGACAAAUUGGAAUCUUUAGUUUUACGAAAUAAUAGUUUAAUGGGCAGAUUUCCUUACUCGUUGAAGAAUUGCAACAAUUUAGUUAUGUUGGAUGUGAGUGAGAAUAUGUUGUCCGGACCAAUACCAUCAUGGAUUGGAGAAAGCAUGCAGCAAUUGAUAAUCUUGAUCAUGCGAGAGAAUCAGUUCUCUGGGAAUCUUCCCCUUCAUGUAUGUUAUUUGAAGCGUAUUCAAUUAUUGGAUCUUUCUAGGAAUAAGUUGUCAAAAGGAAUUCCAACUUGCUUAAAUAAUUUUACUAUAUUUUCUGAAAAGAGCAUCAACAGAACUGAAACAGAACGUCGUGUUCAUUGGUAUAAUGGUACUUACUACGAAAUUUAUAAUGUUUUUGGUGGUAGGUAUUAUACCUUUCAUAUAACGUCGAUGUGGAAAGGUGUGGAACGCAGCUUCACACAUCCUGAGUUGAUUCUUCAGAGCAUUGAUCUCUCAUGUAACAAUUUGACAGGUGAAAUGCCGAAGGAGAUUACCUACAUGAUUGGGUUAAUUUCUUUGAAUUUAUCAAGAAACAAUUUGAGUGGAGAAAUUCCUUCCGAAAUUGGAAAUUUAAGUUCACUUGAAUCCCUUGACUUGUCAAGAAACAAAUUCUACGGGGGAAUUCCUUCAUCCCUUUCUGAAAUGGAUUUUCUCCAAAAAUUAGACUUGUCACGCAAUUCUCUUUCUGGAAGAAUCCCAUUGGGAAGACACAUGGAUACAUUUGAUGCCUCUUGUUUUGAAGGAAAUGUUGAUCUUUGUGGAAAACCGCUUGAAGAAAGUUGUCCAGGAGAUGAAGCAGUGACAAAGUCUAAAGGAGUAGAAGUCGAUGAUGAAGAUGAUAAGUCAGUUUUCUAUGGAACACUAUACAUGAGCUUGGGGGUAGGAUUCUUCAUAGGCUUUUGGGGCUUAUUAGGUUCAUUACUACUUUGGCAUCCAUGGAGAAUUGCUUACCUGAGAUUCUUGAAUAGACUGAUAGACUAUUUACUUGAAAUGGUGGUAGUGAAUAUAGCAAAGUGUCAAAGGUGACUCAAAGACGAGUAACAGCACAAAAUUUGCAGUUUAUAGGGAUUUGUUUCAAGACUCUAUUAUGAGAUGAAAAGAAAACAUUACAGAUUGUUGGCAGUGUAAGAUUUGAAGGUUGAAGAUUCAUGAAGCUUAAUGAUUUGAUAGUGUGUAACUGGAUAAUCUAUUUUGUAAUUUUAAUUUUAAGUCAACAAUGUGAGAUUUCCGAAUAAUGUGAACCUUUUACAUUCCAUCUUGAAAAUUGAGGAUUGUUAAUGGUUUGCCACAUUUAGUUAUAGCCCAUGGAAAUUUGUAUAUGUAAGGAAA
Molecule: messenger RNA, 2262 nt
Organism: Vigna unguiculata (cowpea)
Lineage: Eukaryota; Viridiplantae; Streptophyta; Magnoliopsida; Fabales; Fabaceae
Product: receptor-like protein EIX2
Molecular function (GO): protein binding
Source: RefSeq, a predicted model, not a curated record